Solanum pennellii is the source of this 962-nucleotide messenger RNA. RefSeq names its product protein FAM98B-like. The record is from RefSeq and is a predicted model, not a curated record. The coding region runs from base 71 to 775 and encodes 234 amino acids. Gene Ontology annotation, molecular function: RNA binding. The transcript has 7 exons. NCBI's taxonomy places the organism in Eukaryota, Viridiplantae, Streptophyta, Magnoliopsida, Solanales, Solanaceae.
UACAAGUGCUAAUUUUUUUUUUCAUUAUUUGGGAAUUGAUAGAAGGAAAAAAAUUGUUUUUAAAAAAGUUAUGGAUAGGUAUGAGAAAGUGCAGAAGCCAAAAAUUGAUAAUCCUAUUAAGGAGAAUGAGAUUAGAAUAACAACACAAGGAAGAUUAAGGAAUUACAUUACUUAUGCUACUAAUCUUCUUCUUCAGGAGAAAGGAUCUAAAGAAAUUGCUCUCAAGUCUAUGGGUAGAGCAAUUAGCAAAACAGUAAUGAUAGCAGAACUAAUAAAGAGGAAGAUUGUUGGCCUUCAUCAGAUCACAUCGAUUGGUUCAAGUGAUAUCACUGAUACGUGGGAACCUUUAGAAGAAGGACUUCUUCCGCUCGAGACUACUCGUCAUGUGUCAGUCAUAACAAUUAUCCUUUCAAAGGAGGAGUUAGAUACCUCAUCAGCCGGGUAUCAGCCACCUAUUCCAGCAGAUCAAGUCAGACCACUGACCGAAUAUGAUUAUGGAGGAGGGCGUUUUAAUGAUGGUGUGCCUGGAAAUGGUGGAGAGGGCGGAUGGAAAGGAGGACGUGGAUAUAAUGGUAGAGGCCGAACUGGAGGAAGAGGUCGUGGUAAUCGUGGACGUGGUAACAACUAUGGUGGAGUAGCUGGUUCAAUGCCCAUUCAAGGCCAGGCAGGUCGGGGCCAAGGCCAAGGCCAAGGACAAGUACAGGGACGAGGUAGAGGUCGUGCUCAGGGUACUAAAUCAAAUGAUCCUGUUCGAGCAUCAGUUGCUUAUGUUUGAAUGUUUAGGACAAUUCACUUGCUGUUUUUACAAUGUGUCCAUGCUUGUGUUCUUCAAAAUCUAACAGAAACUCAAGCCCAAUACUCCUCUCAUUCUCUUAGGGUAAGAUAUGACUCAGUGAUCGUGCAAACGAUCAAAAUGAUCUAAGCUAAUAAAUGAACAGGUUAAGCGAGUCAUGUUUUUUUUU